CCCACGACCGCCCAUCAAGCAAGCAACUGACUACUCACACGCACACGGCACAAUGGCAGACCCCAACCUCGCCGUGCUCAUCUUCCUCCUCGUGCUGCUCACGCAAGUGGUCGCCUGGAUCGGCAAGAGCGUCCUCCAGGACGUCGCGUCGGCGGCGUACACGCGCGCCUUCCUCGGCAACGUGGCCAAGGAGCAGCGCAAGCUCCGCAAGCAGGUGCUCGACGACAAGGCCGAGCUCGGGCGCACGAGCUCCCAGGACGAGUUUGCAAAGUGGGCCAAGCUGCGCAGGAAGGUGGACAAGGGACUGGCCGAUUUGGAGAAGUCGAACGCCAAGCUCGCCGCCGCCCGCUCAACCUUCACAUCCCGCUUCUCGACGCUCAUCUGGCUGAGCACCACCGGCGCCCAGUUCGCCCUCAUGUGGUGGUACCGCGCGCAGCCCGUCUUCUGGCUGCCUGAAGGCUGGGUCCCAGGACCAGUGGGAUGGCUGCUGCGCUUCCCGAGCGCGCCUCGGGGCUCGAUCUCUGCCGGCGCAUGGAGCACCGUGUGCAAGCGCGUGCUCGUCACUGGCGAGGAGCUGGUCAAGGGCUACCUUGCGCCUGCCGCCGUCGCGCCCGAACCCGUCGCUGUGCCCGUCGCUUCGCAGCCUCCGCCCAGCGCCAAGAUUGAGGAGAUUGAGCACGAGAAGCUCGACUAGAAGCACCCAUGAUCGACAAGGCAAGCCAGGAUCGACGCCCGCCCCCGCCCCCGCCCCCGCC
Messenger RNA from Vanrija pseudolonga, 755 nucleotides. It is a transcript of the gene GET1, whose product is annotated as Protein GET1. The transcript has 4 exons. The coding region runs from base 53 to 694 and encodes 213 amino acids. NCBI's taxonomy places the organism in Eukaryota, Fungi, Basidiomycota, Tremellomycetes, Trichosporonales, Trichosporonaceae. Gene Ontology annotation, molecular function: protein-membrane adaptor activity. Gene Ontology annotation, biological process: tail-anchored membrane protein insertion into ER membrane. Gene Ontology annotation, cellular component: GET complex. The record is from RefSeq and is a predicted model, not a curated record.